Actinia tenebrosa (Australian red waratah sea anemone) is the source of this 1284-nucleotide messenger RNA. Its product is annotated as G protein-coupled receptor 157-like. NCBI's taxonomy places the organism in Eukaryota, Metazoa, Cnidaria, Anthozoa, Actiniaria, Actiniidae. Gene Ontology annotation, molecular function: G protein-coupled receptor activity. Gene Ontology annotation, biological process: cell surface receptor signaling pathway; adenylate cyclase-activating G protein-coupled receptor signaling pathway. The record is from RefSeq and is a predicted model, not a curated record. Gene Ontology annotation, cellular component: plasma membrane.
GUAAGUCGAAAAAAUUGCUGGAAAGAAAAAAGAAGUCAAAAUGAACCUAACAAACAACCAGUUUGCAGCGAACACAACCACCAAUCUUGCCCUUGCAGGGAUAACUGCGAUCCUCUCCAUGCUUGGAACAACCUUUAUCGUUCUAACCUAUCUGUUAUGGAAUGAAAUCCAGUCGCCUUCACGGAGAAUUCUCGUCUACAUCUCUGUUGCUGACUUCUUCUUAGCCUUUGGGAAUUUGAUUGGAAUCCUAACAAGAAGUAAAAUCAUCUGUUUAGUCCAGAGUAUUGUAGUGACCUUCUCUUGUCUCUCCUCGUUCGCUUGGACAGUUAUUAUGGCAGUAUAUCUGUACUACAGUUGCUCUCGCAGAAAACUCAUUGCACGAGGAACACUCUUUUGCAUUUUCCAUACUGUCGGUUGGGGCCUUCCUCUUAGCAUUACAGUUAUAGCGUCGUACGGAGCAAAGCUGGGGUAUAACGCCGAUAUUGUAACGUCUGGUUGGUGUUGGUUCAGCAUUAGAUUGAGCUGGCAACAGCAAGUUGUUUGGAUGUUGGCCACGGGCAAAUUUUGGGAGAUUCUUUCUUACGUAAUAAUUUCAGUGCUCUAUUAUUUCGUCAAUAGAAAUCUUAGAAAACAGGUAAAUCAAGUGACCUUCAAUUUUUGCCUUUUAUUUGUCGUCGUUGUGCGAAAAAAAAUAAAUAAAUACAGGUAUCUUUCUUUUUUGAUUAAGUCCCACAGGCUUCUACUUGACGCAAGAAGUGAAAAAUCCGUGAAAAUAACAGAGGUGAAGCUGAUAAUUGUACCUCUGAUCUUCAUCUCUUUACACAUUUGGGGAACGAUUCGCUUCUUUAUUUUUGUUCAAACGGGACCCACUGUGAGCAAUCCAGAUACAUCCUGGCUUCUCUACUUUCAGGUGAGUUUGAAGGGCGAAGUAGGUAGGGGAGGGGAAGGAGAGGUUUAUUGCUUAUCCGAAUAUUUCUAUAUUUUUUUUAACUUUCAGGGUAUCGGAGAUAACGCUCAAGGUUUUGCUAACUUCAUCAUCUUUUGUUUCUGCACCGAGAAAGUACAAAGAAAGAUACGGUUGUUUUUUAGCCAGUGUUGUGGCCGCGAAUGGCCCUCAGAAACAACUGUUACUAUAGCAACUGAAAGAUCAGUUCACGAGUACGGAUCAACGCCUGCCGAGAAAAAGGUAGAAUACGAUCCAACAUAUGCUGACUUGAGUUAGAAUGGUCAUAGCAAAGCAAGGUUUUGAUUUUUGUUUGUUUGUUUUUGUUUUUUGUCAUUUUU